Molecule: messenger RNA, 2034 nt
Organism: Polypterus senegalus (gray bichir)
Lineage: Eukaryota; Metazoa; Chordata; Cladistia; Polypteriformes; Polypteridae
Exons: 9
Coding region: 180-1181 (333 amino acids)
Biological process (GO): DNA damage response; protein polyubiquitination; regulation of double-strand break repair
Cellular component (GO): nucleus
Molecular function (GO): RNA binding
Source: RefSeq, a predicted model, not a curated record
UCAUUUCCGCUGACUGCCGCGUGACGACAGGAGUAAACCGGAAGUUGUGGAAUAUACUGUAGCUGAAGAUGAGCAGCUGUUUGGCGAGAACUCGGAUUGUAAAGAUGGGCGUUCAUGGUUUACAACAUCUGUGAAGAGACCAUAUUCAAGGAGCAGGCUUCUGGUAAAUAAUACUUAGAAUGGCAGAACAAGACCAGAAUGAAGUACUUGGAGAGAAACUAUACAGUGUGAUUUAUCCAAAACAUCCGGCAAUGGCUGGAAAACUGACAGGCAUGCUUUUGGAACUUCCAACUACACUGGUGCAGCAGAUGAUCCAGGAUGAGAACAUUUUGCUUGCAGGUCUUGAGAAAGCACUGGGUGCACUUGACAUGCCAGCUUCAUGUAGCAUAGCUGAUCCUGAAUAUGAAGACGAUUGUUUUGAAUCCAGAGACCUGCUUGGUGAAAAAUUGUAUGGUCUUAUUGAUGGGUACAACACAGGCUACAGUGAGAAAAUAACAGGUGGGCUUAAAGUGGAGAAGGACAAAUUGAUUGUAAUCGCCUACACCACAUUAUUAGCAUGGAGGCUUAUUUUCUUCAACUGGAAAAAUCCCAAGCCCACCUGUUACAAGUCCAUGGGUAUGCUUUUGGAACAGAAGAAAGAAGAAGUGAAAAAGCUCAUACUUGAUCCUAGAUUACUGCAAGAAAAAGUGCAAAUUGCCCUGACAGCCCUUGAAGAGGGAAUGGCAGAACAUCUCUCGUCAAAGACCGAAGUGAAAGAAAGUCUGGGAGAAAAGCUCUUUGCAAUGAUAAAGGAUAUAGAUUCUGUGAAUUGCGCUAGUAUUACAGGUAUGUUGCUUGAAAUGGAACCUACUGCUCUACAGAGACUGCAGCAGGACAGGAUGGCCCUCAAGUCAGCUGUUCAAAAAGCUCAAGCUGCUCUACUCCUUAACUGCUCAUCAAACUCUGGUGACUCAGUUCAUAUUGAUGAGGAAAAAAACAUUGACAGCGAGAUGGAAAAGCUUGGUGAAGAGCUGUAUGCCUAUGUCAUUAACACAGAGUUUGAAAAAUAUGCUGAGAAAAUAACAGGUAUGUUGCUGGAACUGCCAAAACCCGACAUAAUAAGCCUUUUAAAUUCCCCAGAAACCCUGCAAGAGAAGCUUCAGGAAGCUGCUGAAGUGCUUCAGGGAUGUGAGUGGGGUUGAUUUUUAAAUAAAUUUUGAUGAUAAUUAACAACACCUCCCACUUUUCGUUUAAAAAGACUAUUUUUUGAUAAAGCUGUGCAAGACAUUGUUUUCUUUUUUUCAGUCUUGUGCCAUGCUGAUAUUAUUUCACUUGUAAAGAGUAAGCAAGUCCUAGAAGUGCAAAAUUCUGAUAAAAUGGACUUGCACACAUUGCAGUUUUGCUUCCAGAUGGAUCACAUGCACUUUAAACUCUUUAAAUAGACGCAAGAUUUAUUGGAAACAGAAACUGGAAAAAAAUAAUCCUAGCAAUGAUUCCAAGUUCUCGGGGCCUACAACAGUAUAUUAACAUGUGACCUCUGGACAAAUAACUGUUCAUGGCAUGUUUUAGCAGCAAGUAGACUGUAAAGACUAAUAUACAGUGUCUUGCAAAAGUCAGUCCCCUAUAAGUUCAUAGCCAUAGUCCAUAUCCCUGGAUUUAACACACACAUACAGUAUUCCUCCAAUGAGUGUUUUACUGGCUACCAAACACUUAGGUUGUUAAUUAAAAUACUUACUGCAGGAAGAGAGGUGUGUAUCAUUUGAAAUCCAGAAUGGUGGUAAUGAAAUUUCAAAAGAGAUUGAAAACUUUCACAAGGCACUAUAUCUGUCAAAAAGUACUAGUCUUGUAAGACAAAAUCAAAGGAGAAAGAUUUUAGUUUAUUGUGCAAUAAAGUUUUAGCAACAUGGGUGCUUAUGCAGUAUUUCUUAGUUUUAUAAAAUGCAGAUAUUCAAAUAUUCCUUCAGUUCUUGUCAACACUUGUCCAACUCAUCAAAUUGUUACAAUAAAUGAAGAAAAGAAAGAACAUAAGUGAACUUCUUAAUCCUUAAAACAUUA